This is a messenger RNA of Vigna umbellata (rice bean), 770 nucleotides long. NCBI's taxonomy places the organism in Eukaryota, Viridiplantae, Streptophyta, Magnoliopsida, Fabales, Fabaceae. The record is from RefSeq and is a predicted model, not a curated record.
UGUUGAAAACGCCCAUCUCAAUCUCAUUUCCCACUUCCGAGGUUAUUCCCUUUUGCCGGCUAGCCCAAUUCCUCCUAUUUUUUGUUUCUGUGUUCCUUCGAAAUUCCACAAUUUCAAUAACACCCUCCCUUCGUUUAACACUUUUCACCAAUUCAACCUUUGAUCUUUGAUAUUUCCACCCAUUUUCUUGUUUGAUCGGGGGAUUCUCAAUUUGGGUGCCCCUUCUGUUUCUUAUCUCACCAUUGGGUCCAAUAAUCUGCGUUUUCUUCAGAUUGAAAGCAAUGGGCAUAGGGUUCGAGUGGAAUGAUGGUUUUCCUCAUAGUGAUGAUUAGGGAAGCCAUUUGUCUUUAGAUUUGAGAGAGCUGAUUUGUGAUUUUUGAAUGGAGAAGAAAAGAUUAGAUGACUAUGAACCAGGUCCAGUUCCUUCACCAAAGGGGGUAGAUAGAUUUGGUUUUGUAAAACAGGAUAAUACUUCUGAUGGUUUAGUCAAAAGUAGAUCAGCCUAUGAGUAUGAGAGAUAUAGGGAGGAGAGAAGGGUUAGAAAAUGGAGGAAGAUGAUUGGGGUUGGUGGCAGUGAUUGGAAGCAUUAUCUGAGGAGAAAACCUCAUGUUGUUAAAAGGCGUAUAAGGAAAGGAAUUCCAGAUUGUUUAAGGGGCCUUGUUUGGCAGUUGAUAUCUGGAAGUCGAGACCUACUGCUGAUGAACCCUGGAGUUUAUGAGGUAAUCAAGUUAAAUUGUACUGAUGAAAAAUUAUGAUUCAUUUUGUACAAC